Epinephelus moara (kelp grouper) is the source of this 5812-nucleotide messenger RNA. It is a transcript of the gene jph2, whose product is annotated as junctophilin 2. The coding region runs from base 435 to 2783 and encodes 782 amino acids. Gene Ontology annotation, cellular component: plasma membrane; junctional membrane complex; endoplasmic reticulum membrane. Lineage: Eukaryota; Metazoa; Chordata; Actinopteri; Perciformes; Serranidae. The record is from RefSeq and is a predicted model, not a curated record. The transcript has 6 exons.
UAGCUGGGUGGCAGGGACAGGGGGAGAGGGGCUUUUCUCUGUGGCCACCUGGAAAAAGCCAUGUAAGAUCAGUGGCUUGUCAAGAAAGAAAUACAGAAAUAAUUCGACUUAAUGACAUUUUCAUCCAAAUUUGUAACACCCAAAUUUAUUCUGGAGGAAGCUCAAUCCAAGAAGAAGACGACACCGGAGUAAAAAGGACAAACUUAAGUUUUUUUGGAAAGUGUUGUGCGCACCGGAGCUUCAUGGACACGCGUAGAAAUCCCCAAACCAACUCCAAAAGAAGAACCCCCCACAAGUUGAGCACCAAGGAUAUCUCCAAUCAGUUUUGAUGUCAGGUGAAGGUGAGGUCAGACUGACGGAGCUUUUAUCUUUAGCCAGGUAACAGACUUAAACUUUACUUUACAGAUCGGUGCGUAAUUGCGCAGCGGUGAGGCAUGAGUGGAGGUCGCUUUGAGUUUGACGACGGCGGAGCUUAUUGCGGAGGCUGGGAGGGAGGCAAAGCCCACGGCCAUGGCAUUUGCACCGGACCCAAAGGCCAGGGGGAGUUCUCCGGCUCCUGGAACUACGGCUUCGAGGUGGUGGGAGUCUACACCUGGCCCAGCGGAAACACCUACGAGGGGUACUGGUCGCAGGGGAAGCGUCACGGCCUGGGAGUAGAAACCAAAGGACACUGGAUUUACAGAGGGGAAUGGACUCAUGGCUUCAAAGGGAGGUAUGGCAUCCGGAUCAGUGUUGGCAGUGGAGCAAAGUACGAAGGAACAUGGAAUAAUGGGCUUCAGGAUGGAUAUGGAACAGAAACAUAUGCGGAUGGAGGUACUUUCCAGGGUCAGUUCACAGGUGGGAUGCGGCACGGCUAUGGGGUCCGUCAAAGCGUCCCUUAUGGCAUGGCAGCCGUUGUCCGCUCCCCUCUCCGUACCUCCCUGACCUCCCUUCGCAGCGAGCACAGCAACGGCACCGUCUUGCAGCAAGACAUCCCCGUCAUCACCACCACCAACGCCUCAGGUGAGGAGAUACCCGUCGCAACCCCUACCCAGCUGGGACCUUCCCGUGGAGGCUUUGCCCUCACGCUCCAGGUGGACCCAGAGGCUGUGAAACCCAAGAAAAAGGGCCUGUUCCGCAGGAGCUCCCUGCUGGGUAAGCUGAAGAAGUCCGACUCAAGUACCUCGCUGUCCAGCCAGAAGAGCAAGAUCAGCUUCCUGAGGACAGAAUCGGCUCUCAGCUCCAACGCCAGUGACACCAACUCCACCAUCAGCAUCGGGGACGAGAGCCUGACCGGAGCCGAGGAUUUCCCCCCAGUGGAGGCCGACAUUGACGCCACCACCACAGAGGUCUACAUGGGCGAGUGGAAGAACGACAAGCGCUCAGGAUAUGGAAUAAGCGAAAGGUCCAGCGGGCUGAAGUACGAGGGCGAGUGGCUAAACAACCAGAGACACGGCUACGGCUGCACCACUUUCGCCGAGGGAGGGAAGGAGGAGGGCAAGUACAUGAACAACAUGCUAGUGAAGGCCAUGAAGAAGAGGGUGAUCCAGCUGAAGGGAACCAAGAUCAAGCAGAAGGUGGAGCGGGCGGUGGAGGGCGCUCAAAGGGCUGCAGCCAUCGGCAAGCAGAAGGCAGAGAUCGCUGCUUCCAGGACGGCCCACUCAAAGGCCAAGGCAGAGGGAGCUGAGCAGGCCGCUCAGGCCUCCAACAGUGAGUCCAGCAUCGCCAGACUGGUGGCCAAAGAACUGUCCCCCUCCUUCUACCAGCCAGGUCCUGAGUAUCUGAAGAAGAGAGUGUUACAUGAGGCCGUGGAGGGAAGUGAGAACACAGAGACUGUCAUGCAUGAGCCGCUGCUCGCUGAGGAGGAGCCCCUGCCCACGCCACCCGAAAGCCCACUCAUGAAUGAACUGGACAGUCUCAUGCCUGGCUCAUCCCCAGGCCGCACCCCCUCCCCCAGCCCGGGUAUCAUCACCAAGGAAGAUCCAAAACUCCUCAGUCCAGGAAGCUGGAACGAAGACAAAACUCUCAAAGGAGGUGGCAGUAAAGGUGGCAGUAAACCCAACAGCAGGCCCAGCAGUCGCCCCACUACCCCAGCAACUUCUGUUUCUGCUACUGCUCCUGCUCCUGCUCCUGCCCCUGCCUCGGCUGCACCUGAGAGCGGAGCGGCCCCCAGCAGUCGUGGCCCCUCUCGCACCCCCAGUCGGCAAAGCGCCAAGAACGAGCAGGGCUCUGACCUGGAGAUCAAGCCCCUGCAGAAGUUUGACUCCGAGGCGAAAGCUCCAGACGUCGCUCCUGCACCUGUUGCCUCUGUAAGGAAUAGCCUCAUCUCUGCAGAUGAAGAAGAAGAAGCACCGCGCCCCGCCUCCAAAGUGCCCGCCAAAGCCGUCACCCCUGAGCCUAAAACCAUCGAGGUCAAAACUGAAAGAGCUCCAUCCGUCCACGAACGAGCUCCGUCCGUCUCUGAGAACAAAGUGGAGCCCAGGGCGGUGAACAGACCGUCCAGCAAAGCAGAGACAAAGCCAUUACCAAAGCGGCAACCCAGCCCAGCUCCAUCCCCAAGACCUGCGCCCAGUCCUGAACCGAAACCAGUACCAAAGCCAGUGGAAGCCAAACCCAUUGUUGCCAAACCAGCCCCGAAGGUGGAGCCCAAAGCAGAAGCCAGACUGAGGGCCAUAGUGUCGAGCUCGAGUCAUGAGCUGACUGCAGACUCUUUGGAGCUGGAGGGCCCAAACACCAUAAUGAUCUGCAUGGUCAUUCUGCUCAACAUCGGCCUCGCCAUUCUCUUCGUACACAUUUUGUCAUGAGACAUCGUCCACCAUCUCAGGUCACCAGCAGUGUUGGAGAGAGUCAGCCUGCCCCCUCCUCAGUUAGGACCAGAGAUCAAAGAUGACCGCUGAGGAGAAAUAGAAGCCUCACGCAGACCGCCGCGGCCCCUGUAAAGGUUUUCGUUGGUGUGACUGUGUGAGGCUCUGUGAAGCUCCUCUCUUUCCAGAGGUUUGACAAACUGAAGGACACGAAACAGAUUCAGAACAUCUGAAUACGAUGAUGUUUGUAUGUUAAAGUCGGGGCUGGAUGGUAGAGCAUGUCCUCGGUGCUUACGCUGGAGAAGCAGCACUCGAGAUGUCUCAGUUUAACUUUGCCACAGUGUGUCACAAGUGUGUCAACAUCUUUGCAAAAUGACAAAAAAAAAAAGAGGCUUUAAACUCAAUCCUUAAUCGGCACGCUCCGGCUGAUUAGACAAUCUCAGUAGGUAAAUACACUUUGUCACAUAUGUUUGUUUGUUUUAUGAUGAAAUAUUCUCUCCACUUUGCCUUAAACUUGAUUGUUGAGACACAAAUUCAACUGCAGCAGACGUGUGACAGAUUUAGGAGUUAUAAGUGUCAUUGUUUUAAUCAUCUGCAAUGUUCGGUGUGUGGUUAGAGAGCUGAAGGAGAUUCAUUAAGUCUGAAUGUGUCUCCAGAACAAACUGUAAUCCAACGCUGCUGUAAAGCCAGUUUAUUGUUUUCAUCUUGUUGCUCCUCUGUCUCUUAAGACUCCUCUCUAGAGUUACAUUUUGGCUAAUUGCAUUUGAGACUGGGGUGUACUACACUGUGAAACUUUCUAUUUUCACUGGGAUUUAUAUGCAUUUAUUGUCAUUCUGCUGCUUUGGUUUGGGAGCUGAUAAACCAAAUAAAUAGAGAAGGAAAAUAGUAAGCUUAUGAGUGUCACUGUACUGUAUGUCAUGCAAUGCUGUUUUGGCACCCAGGUGGUUUUAAAUGGGUUGUGUAUGUUUUGCAAUAGAACGUGCAAGCAGAAAAUGAAGGGUGGGAUUUAUCUUAUUUAAAGCAAUCACUGUAUGUUGUUGGUUUCUCAGUCUACAGAUUUAGCAGCAGGAAGCGGGUUGCGAUGGCGUGUUUGCCUGUGAGCUACUCAUAGUUUCAUGUAUGUUUCAGUGUAGUAAACUGUCCUCUCUGUUCCACGCUGCCUUAUAUUCAGGGCCUGUUGUGCUUUAGAGCCAAAUAUGAGUUCAACUUUUGUACGCAUGAGGGCACUUUGUGUGUAUGCGUCUGUGUUUUUGUACCGUUUUGAAGUGCACGUCUUUUUCAGCAUUCAACAUAUUCUGUUGUAGGCAAAACACGUAACCCUAAAUUUAUUUAUUUCCCAAAAAGAAGUCAAGAUUACCUCGUGAUUGUGAGAUGGAGAAAAAAAGCUCAAGUGGUUCCUAACUCCAUGUCUUACACUGAGAAGAGAGCGCUCUCCAGAAUAUUCUUCCUUUGUUCUUUGAGCUGAAGUUGUUUUUGAGUUUGCAAAUGAACACACAGACCGCUGGUUGUGCAUUGUUUUCAUGCCAAAAAGGAAAAUAUACAAAAAAAAAUUAUCAUAUUAGAAAUACAUUUUUGCCUGAUAGUUGAUCCUAAAUCUACAAAAUGCAUUUAUUAAUAAUAAGAGAAGAGGCAGUUGUCAGAGGAACUCAGUGGUAAGUGCAAUAAAACUUCAUGUAGGUCAGUGUCAUGUAAAAGCCAUUUUGUUUUUGUCUGUUUUAGUGCAUUUAAUAAACCCAAGUAACAUUGCUGACUUUGAAGAAAUGCAUUUGUGUAGCCAAACCUGGUCAAAAUUACAAAGAUGAAAAUAAAAAAACUUUUACAACACUUGUGAACGUGUUAUGUUUUGGUUAGAGAUGGUCCAGCACCAGUUAUGCUGCGGCUGGCUCACAGAACAUCUGAUGUUGGGGCGCACAUUCAAACGCAGGAUCCAGGAGCUGUUUCAACAUUUGAUUGCAGACAGGGUGGUUGAAAAGUUCUAUGGUGGUUGUUGGAUUAUAUUAUAAAAAUAAUAUUAACUAGUCCAUACCCAUUGAGUGCACAGUUGCCCACAUACAGUUUCACAUGGUGUGUGUUUGGAAUACAGGUCAUAGGAAACAUACUGACACAAAAUGUGCUGCUUAAAUGACACAAAGAACCCAAAAGGAUAUAUUUUUUUGAGAGCCUAAACGCGUGGAUGAACUAGGGCUUUUUUAGGCCUAUUCUUACUUUCAGGGUCCAAAAAUAAUCCAAGGCUAUUGAUAAAAUAUUACAGGUCAAGGCCUCAGACGCCCAGGUCUAACACCACUGAGGAAAUCAAUUCUUUACAGCUCUAAAAAGAAAGUUGUCUACACUGCAAGUUGUGUUGUCCAGUCACCAGCAACUAGUUUUAGAGCAGCAAAGAAUUUGGUAAUAUGUCAAACCGGAUAAAAGAAAGUUAUAUGGCAUCCGUUCUCUGCAUUUGUUAAUGUUCCACAUAGAGUUAAUCUGAGCCAUGCCAUACAACAAUAACAAUCACAUCUCCUCCAUACAGGAUUAGUUGUAUACAGCUGUUUUUAAUGCAAUGGCAUUUGAUCAGCACUUUAUCAACCAGAACACAUUCAGGUAUCUGGAAGGAGAAAAAAUUAUGUUUGAAUAUCUGUAGCUUGGUACCAAAAGUCUUUCAAAUGCAUCUUCACCUCCUUUUGCUAAGAUUAUGUUGCCUCUCCCAAUUUUGGCUUUACAAGUUUCUAAAUUCACUCCCAGAUUUUCAGACAUUAUCGUCCAUUAUCCAGUCUGGUAACAGCAGAACUAAGUAUUUUUAAACACCACCUGUCUGCCACUAUGAGAAGCCCCCCCAUCCCUCCCCUGGGCCACAGUGAAUACCACUCCCUAUUUUAAACCAGACUGGGUUUAGUCCUCGAUUCUUCUCACGUAAAGCACAAACAAGCCUUUAAUUUGGAAAUGUGACCACUGCAAAUGGUAUGCAGAGAACAUCUGAUGCUGAAAAAGUCAUUUAGUUGUUGAACAACCUGCAACAAAUUGAGUUUGCCAUUUCAGCAAUGGUGUGUAGU